Messenger RNA from Bursaphelenchus okinawaensis, 3465 nucleotides. The record is from the annotation of a GenBank genome assembly. Lineage: Eukaryota; Metazoa; Nematoda; Chromadorea; Rhabditida; Aphelenchoididae.
AUGAGUGGAAAAACCGACCUCCAACAGCAGGACUACUUUGAUGUGGCACCGAAGAAGGAUGACAAGGGUAAUAACAACUCGGCCCAACAUUUGUUUGGCUCUGAAAACGACGACAAGUAUGGGGAUGAGCCCGAAAACUUUGUAAUUCCUGUUAAAUCACCUGACAAACCGGCACAAUCGCCCGGGGCUGUGGCUCGGAUUCAGAAGAUCAAACCACCGAAUGUGCUUGAUGUAAGGUUUAUUACAGUAUGAUAGGGGUAUGGGGAUUAUCGUAGAGUGAAGUAAGGCAGGGUAGGUUAAGGUAAAGUAUGGUACUGUAAUUUAGGGUAUGGUAAUGUAAGGUAAAGUAUGGUACUGUAGGGUUAAGUAUGAUACUGUAAUCCAAAGGAUGGUACUGUAGGGAAGACUAUGGUACUGUAGGGUAAAGUAUGGUACUUUAAAGUAAGGUAUGAUGCUGUAAUGUAGGGUACGGUACUUUAGGGUGGAGUAUGGUACUGUAAUGUAGGUGUGGUAUUGUAGGGUAAGGUAUGGUACUAUAAUGUAGAGUAUGGUACUGUAAGGUUUAAAAUAAACCUACUGCAGGUGUUUACUAUAGUAAAAGCACUUUACCAUAUAUUCUCACUUCAGGGUCUAAAAACCUGUGAUUUCUACCACGGUCUUCUGCCCGAGGACGAAGCGUCGGAUAUGUUGGAGAAGGACGGUGACUUCUUAUUGGCUUUGACAUAUACCGAAACCUCGAAAAACGUCGUAUGUUAUGUGAAAUGGCUGGAUAAAGUGAAAGGAUACGAAUUCAAUCAAGCUGCUGAUUCUUUGGGUGUUACACUAGACAAGUUCAACUUCAAACCGACUGUUUUGGAGCUGGUGAAGUAGAAUUUUGAAUUUUUUAAAUAACUACUACAAUAUAAUUUGUUUUUUUAUGGUUUUUAGUAUAAUAUAAGCUAUUUUUUCUUACCUACUACAAUAUAAUUACAGUUUUUGCAAUAUUUGUUACCUAAAACAAUAUAAAUAUAUUUUUUACUUUUUUCAUUACGUACUACAAUAUAAUUAUGCAUAUUCUUAACUGUUAUACUUAAACCAAUAUUUUUUUCAGCUACCACUACAAAGGCAAGAUCCCAAUAGGUAAUAACGGCCCAAAACUGAUAAAAAGCAUCCGAAAGCAGAGCUGGGAGCUAGACUCCAAAAACCUAAAAGCUGGUCGAUUAUUGGGCGAAGGCGCUUUUGGACAAGUAUUUUAUGGCAAUCUAACACAAAAUGGCAAAAGCACACCGGUCGCAAUCAAAAUUCCAACUAAGAAGGCCGAUAACAACAAGGAAACGUUGAAGAAAGCGAUGGAAGAAGCUCGGAUUCAGAGGGAAUACACUCAUAAUAAUAUUGUCAGAUUGUAUGGGGUGGUGUUUGAUGCUAAUCAGUUUUGUGUAAGUUUGGUUUUGAGGGGUUUUGUUGAGUUUAGGGAUGUUGCAGUAGGCUUGGGGCGGCUUGAAAGGGGAAAAUUGUGAAAAAAAGGUAAAAUAAAGGGUUAUGUGAAAUUUUAGGUAACAAUUUGAAGUUUUUGAGUUAUUAAUGUACUUUUGAAUUGAAAUUCAAAAACAAAUUUUUGAAUUUGUUGAUUUUAUUGAUGUUGUAGUAGGUUCGGGGAGGCUUGAAGGCUGAAAAUUAUAAAAUGAGAAAAAUAAUGGAUUUGGAUAGAAUUUUAGGUAACAUUUUGAGGUUUUUAGAUAUCCAGGUUACUUUUGCAGUGAAAUUUAAAAAAAAAAUUGAAAAAAAAAUUUUGAAAAAAAGUUGAACGUGGUCCCCCUGUUGAUUUUUUCUUCAAAAAAUUUUAAAAAAUUCAAUUUGACAUUGAUUUAUCUCUCUCUUUUUACACCAAAACUACCCUCUAACGCCUACCUACAAAAUGAUAAAACCUUAUUUCAAAGUAUUUUCAGAUAGUCCUAGAAUACCUGGACGGAGGCGCGCUGGACGAGUUCCUAAAGGCCUCCAACUGCCCAAUGAAGCUUCGAAUGGCAUUUUGCUUUGACAUAGCCUUGGGCAUGGAGUAUUUACACGCCCACGAGUGUCUGCAUCGUGAUAUGGCAGCGAGAAAUUGUCUGGUCGACCGCAAGUUUCAGUGUGCUAAAAUCUCGGAUUUUGGCCUAUCGUCGAAGGGAGAUUUGCAACAAGUCGACCGGUCGAAACCAACUCCGAUUCGAUGGAUGGCUCCGGAAGUCUUGAAGACGGCUACGUUUGGGAAGGCGGCUGAUAUUUGGAGCAUGGCGUGGGUUUUUAAGGUUUUUUGUGGGGUGGAGUGAUAAAGGCUUAUAGUUUGGUUAGGGCGUGGGUUUUGGGCUGAUAAAAAUUUCAAAAGUAUAUUUCAGAGUGCUAUUUUGGGAAGUGUACACAAAAUGCAAGGAGCAACCUUACACUGGCAAAGACCUAAAGCAAGUUCAGAAAGAAUUGUUCAAUAAUCCAGACUUUCAUCUCGAAAUCGACCCACAAAUGCCUCGAGAGCUGAAGAAUGUGGUCGAAGUGUGUUGGUGUCACGAUCCAGUGAAACGACCGUCGGCUGGUAAAAUUGUCGAUUAUUUACUGCCACAUUGCUACAAGGCACGGUAAGUUUUGAAUUUUUUUGUGAAUUACGGAUUUUGAUUUGGAGUGGGAAGUAGGGUAAGGUAGGUUAAGGUAGGGCAGGGGGCUUAGUAGUAGAGUGGUGUAAGGUAGGGUAGGGCAAGGUGAAGUUGGGUAGGUUAAAGUAGAGUAGGGUGAAGUAAGUGUCAUAAAUUAUUAUGAAUAUUAGUAGUAUUAGCUAAAGUUACAGUAUAUAAAAUAUUCAUUUAUCCAGAAAUAUAAAAUACGACCGAUCCGCGGUCUAGUUGGUUAGAGACUUCUUAUUUUUUGGCCAAAUCGGCCUUACUAUAAACAGUUUUUGCAAGAUAAAAAAGACCUUCUUUGUUCUGGAUCGCUUCUAUAUUUUUGUAAACAUGUUUUUGUAUUUCUUAACUCGCAACUUCGCGACAUAAGGCUUUGAAAUUUUGUAUUGGUGUAAACUUUUUGAAGAGAGGGAGGGGUAAAAAAAAGGGGGGGGGGUUAAAAAAUUUAAAAAAAUUUUUUUUGAUUUUUGAAAAAAGUUAGUUUACAAAUGUAGAAGGCUUAUCUUUACUUCCCAGAUCAAAAACACUUUCCUCUCCCCCUUCCCCGCCCCCCCCCCCCCCAUUCUCUUGUCCUUUUCCUCUCCCGGUGUUAAAAGCUCUUACUGAACGACAUCAUUUUAGGUACCCAAUAUCGCACGAAAUGUAUAAAACUCUGACGUUCCGCGAAAACCUGGUCAAAUACAAAAAGUCAAAGAAGAAGAAUGUAGGCAAAACCAAGAGCAGAAGCCGCGAAUCGGUCAAUAAGUCCAGGUCCAGUAGCAAAGAGUUCAGCUCGGAAGGAUGUGUAAGCAAGGCCUCGAGGAAGUCAGCAUCAAGGAAGAAGAAUCUGCGACGAUGA